Solea senegalensis (Senegalese sole) is the source of this 1525-nucleotide messenger RNA. RefSeq lists its product as uncharacterized. The record is from RefSeq and is a predicted model, not a curated record. Bases 142 to 1071 code for a protein of 309 amino acids. Lineage: Eukaryota; Metazoa; Chordata; Actinopteri; Pleuronectiformes; Soleidae. The transcript is spliced from 7 exons.
AAGGAAGACUGCAUUCCGGUGAGCGAUUGUCCCGUUCUCACUUCCGCGUCGCUGCGUAGUUACGUGCACUGUUGCCUUUACACACACGGAACCGCAGUCUUUUGGGAAACACGUUUCUACACUGACUUUCUGGUGUGUAGAAUGAGUUCAAGGGAAGAACGGCAGGCCUACACAAAGCGAUGGAAGAGGGUAAAACGAGAGUUUGCACAACUGGAACAGGCCGAGCAACAACAGGCACAUCUACAUCAAGAGCAGUUACAACAAGAACAGCCACAACCAUCACAGCUACAACUGGCACGUGAGUGUGAAGAGGUGUCAGAGCUUGUAGCAAUGCCAGCAGGUUCUGUGUGCAGCUCUGAGGAGGACAACGGCAGUGUUUAUUCUGCCACAGACCUGGACAUUUGUGAUGUGCCCAUGGACGGACUUGUACAUCAGACAAGUGACUCCUGCAAUGAUGAACAUAACAUAAAGGGCUCACUCAAGUGCUUUUUACAACACUGGGCCUUAAAACAUCAGAUUCCACACUCUGCUUUUCAUGACCUGGUUGUUGGGCUGAAAGCCAUUGGACACCCAGGUCAAGCCAAUGAGAUGGACAUGAAGGCCAUGAGAACAUACAUAGACCGCAUUGCACAGAGGGUGGACCAGAUGCAGGACGGUGUGAAUGAGCUGCUCACACGUGUUCGACCACAGUCCCCCCGCGCCACUGCAGAGGAUGACAUAUUGCUGUCUCCUUGCAGAAGUGUCACUGAACUGGAGGAGUUGGACCAGAGUCUAAAUCAGCAGGAGAGGAGGAACAAAAUGCAACAUUACCUCUCGACUCUAGGGGGACAGAGCGGAGGCAUUGCCAUUCGUCGUAUGCUACGGCAAGUGGCUACUAAUGAUGUUCUGUCGCAAUAUAGCCUGAGGGGGAGAAAGUCGAAAAGGGCCUUCCAAGACCUUUCUAUAUAUAGGAUUAUAACAGGGGCCUGCCAAAAAAGCUUUCCUUUACUCACUGCAGCAGAAAUAGAAGACCUGACUGGGCAAGCACUCAAGUUUGCCCCACACAGACAAAGGCCAUCUGUCAAAGAUUGAUGGAGUGGGCCUCUCUGGACAGCCACUGCACAUUUUACAUUCACCUUUUUUCCACACACCUACAUAGUUUUUUUAUAUACACAAGUAAACUAUUCUAUUUCUACUUGGGCGAUGGUGGAUCAGUGAGAGAGCGAGUCGACUUGAAGGAUGUGGAUUUGAUUCCCAGAUCCACUAGUCUAUAUGCUGAUGUGUCCGUGGACGAGACUUUUAACCUUAUGUUGCUCCUGAUAACUGUGCCGGCAGCAUGUGAAUGGUUAUGAAAGGUGAGUGAUAGAAAAUGUGCUGCACAUUGAUAUGCUGUAUGAAAGUGUGAGUGAAUGGGUGAAUGGCAAAAACUGUAGUGUAAAGCAGCUUUAAGUGUUCAUCUAGAAAAGUGCUAUAUAAAUACAAACCAUUUACCCUUUGUAUAUGUUGAAUUAAUUUUGUAUAUGUUGAAUUAAAACUUUUUUAUUGA